UCCCUCUCUCUUUCUCGGCCGCUCUCUCAGAGACAGGCCAUGUUUAGCAGCAGCGCCAAAAUCGUGAAGCCGAAUGGCGAAAAGCCAGACGAGUUCGAGUCUGGCAUUUCCCAGGCUCUUCUGGAGUUAGAAAUGAAUUCUGACCUGAAGGCUCAGUUACGAGAGCUGCACAUUACAGCUGCUAAAGAAAUUGAAGUUGGCAGUGGCAGAAAAGCAAUCAUUAUCUUCGUGCCAGUACCCCAACUGAAGUCUUUUCAGAAGAUCCAAGUACGGCUAGUGCGAGAGCUUGAAAAAAAGUUUAGUGGUAAACACGUUGUCUUCAUUGCACAGAGGAGAAUUUUGCCAAAGCCAACUAGGAAAAGUAGAAACAAGAACAAACAGAAGCGUCCCAGAAGCCGUACAUUGACUGCAGUACAUGAUGCCAUUCUGGAAGACUUGGUUUUCCCCAGUGAAAUUGUGGGCAAGAGAAUUCGUGUGAAACUGGAUGGUACAAGGCUAAUCAAAGUACAUUUGGACAAGGCACAACAGAACAAUGUAGAACACAAAGUGGAUACAUUUUCAGCUGUCUACAAGAAACUAACUGGCAAGGAUGUUGUAUAUGAAUUCCCGGAGUUCCAACUGUAAAUUGUAAAGAAUGGCCUGAAUAAAAAAAAUCAAUACUGCC
This is a messenger RNA of Stegostoma tigrinum, 664 nucleotides long. RefSeq names its product ribosomal protein S7 (gene rps7). The record is from RefSeq and is a predicted model, not a curated record. Gene Ontology annotation, biological process: ribosomal small subunit biogenesis; translation; rRNA processing. Gene Ontology annotation, molecular function: structural constituent of ribosome. Lineage: Eukaryota; Metazoa; Chordata; Chondrichthyes; Orectolobiformes; Stegostomatidae. Gene Ontology annotation, cellular component: small-subunit processome; 90S preribosome; ribosome. The coding region runs from base 40 to 624 and encodes 194 amino acids. The transcript has 7 exons.